UGAAGAGACUAGGAGAUACUCGUUGGAGUUCUCAUUAUGGUACGCUUAUUAAUUUGAUACAUUUAUUUCCUUCUGUCAUUGAUGUUCUUAAGUAUAUUGGAGAAAAUGGUAAUGAUGAUCCACAAAGGGCUGAAGCAAUUGAUAUGUUAGAUAUUAUGAAUCGAUUUGAAUUUGUCUUUGUGUUGCAUCUUAUGAAAAAGAUUUUGGGAAUCACACAUGAGUUAUCACAAGUUUUACAGAGAAAGGAUCAAGAUAUUGUAAAUGCUAUGAAUCUAGUUAAAGUCUCAAAAUGUCGUUUGCAAGUGAUAAGAGAAAAUGGUUGGGAAUCUUUGUUACUUGAGGUAUUGGAAUUUUGUGGUAAAUAUGAUAUAACUGUAUCAGAUAUGGAGGAUGUCUAUGUAGCUAGAGGGAGAUCAAGGCGUAGAAGUGAAGAAAUGACAAAUCUUCAUCAUUAUCGUGUUGAGUUAUUUUAUUCUGUGAUUGAUAUGCAGUUUCAAGAACUUAAUAAUCGAUUUGAUGAAGUGAAUACAAAUUUGCUUUUAUGCAUGGCAUGUCUCGAUCCUAAGAACUCAUUUUCUGCAUUCGAUACGAGCAAAUUGAUUCAACUCGCAAAAUUUUAUCCAUGUGAAUUUUCUCUAGUUGCUCUAAUUGAACUUGAAUCUCAACUUGAGAACUUUGUCUUUGAUAUGCGGAUGGAUAAGAAAUUUUCUAAAGUGAGUGAAAUUGGAGAUCUUGCUGAGAAGAUGAUUGUUACAAAAAAGCAUAUUGUUUUUCCUUUGGUAUAUUUGUUAAUCAAAUUAUCAUUAAUCUUGCCAGUUGCUACAGCCACAGUGGAAAGAGUUUUUUCUGCAAAGUAUAUCAUUAAGAGUUUACUUCGUAAUAGAAUGGGAGACGAGCUACUAAAUGAUUAUUUGGUGACUUACAUUUAAAGGGAUGUAUUUGCAAGUAUUGACAAUGAAGUUAUUAUGAAU
Messenger RNA from Hevea brasiliensis (rubber tree), 971 nucleotides. RefSeq lists its product as uncharacterized. Lineage: Eukaryota; Viridiplantae; Streptophyta; Magnoliopsida; Malpighiales; Euphorbiaceae. The transcript has a single exon. Gene Ontology annotation, molecular function: protein dimerization activity. Bases 144 to 929 code for a protein of 261 amino acids. The record is from RefSeq and is a predicted model, not a curated record.